This is a messenger RNA of Fukomys damarensis (Damara mole-rat), 3161 nucleotides long. It is a transcript of the gene Tmc4, whose product is annotated as transmembrane channel like 4. The coding region runs from base 732 to 2960 and encodes 742 amino acids. The record is from RefSeq and is a predicted model, not a curated record. Lineage: Eukaryota; Metazoa; Chordata; Mammalia; Rodentia; Bathyergidae. Gene Ontology annotation, cellular component: plasma membrane. Gene Ontology annotation, molecular function: mechanosensitive monoatomic ion channel activity. The transcript has 14 exons.
UGCCGGCCGGUCCCGCCCCGACCUUUCCCCUGGGGAUCUGCGCGGGGCUGCUGCUGCUGCCUCCCUUCCCUGCAAGAGUCCCUGCCGGCCGGGCGGAGCCUGGCGAGGGCCCGCUUCCUGCUACUCUCCACCUUCCACUGGGUCAGAGCCUCGGCUGUGCCCACGCCGCUUGUCCCGUGUUCCUGCCCGGCCUGCAGUGUUGAGAGCUGCCCGCGAGGCGCCUCCGCGGACACACCAGAGCUUCGGCGCCGGGUUCAAGGAGAGCGAGCCUCUUCCUGAGUCUUGUUCCAUUUUUAAUCUCGUCCAACCAGUAUUUUACACAUGGAAGGGGACACGACCUUCUAUUCCCAGCUGGAACUGAGGAACUGUAGCUCCCACCUGGGCCACCCCUGUCAUCCUUGGCCCAGAUAAGUCAGAAUAUGUCUGUCUUUCCAAUAAAGUGUCACACAGACGUGUGUGUGUCUGUGUGAACAUCUGUGGACAAUAAACCCCGGUACACGGUGCCUGGGGGCAGUGCUGCACUGCUGCCUCCACUUCUGCUCCUCCCUGAGGUUGGCAGGUGACCAGGACUUCAGUACCCAGGAGACUUCAGGUGGCAGUGACCCUGAAGAUUUGCAGGAUGCGUCUCCCUGGGCCACCUGGUGGCCAGGUAUUGCCCUGCCUCUGCGCCCUCCCUGCCCUGGGCUGUCCCCGCCCAGGGGACCAGGGAGACGGAAACACUGCUGUCGCCCAUGGCCACGGAAGGAGACUUUGGCUGGGAACCGGAAGCCUGGGGGCUCCCGGGCAGGGGACUGGCCCCCCGGGAGGCCAGAGCAGGCCAGUCGCUGGCCUCUGUGCUGAAUGAGCUCCCCAGUGCUGCUACCCUUCGGUACCGUGGCCCUGGGGUGCUGCCCUGGGGGUCACCGGAGGAGGAGGAGGAAGGAGGAGGAAGGAGCAGCCAGGCCCUCCCAGGUGCCGCCCAAAUGGAGACGCAGGACCCUCGCCCUUCCCGGGAACUGCCCUGGCCCAUGCAGGCGAGGCGGGUGCACAGGAAUAACCAGGCCAGGGCGCAAGGGGCCUACAGCUCCGGAUCCAGGGUUGGCCACUGGGCCCGGCUGCUUGCCAGGGGCAAGGACAAGACGAAGGAAGGCCUCCGCAGCCUGCAGCCCUGGGCGUGGACUGUGAAGAGGAUAGGGGGCCAGUUUGGCGCCGGCACUGAGUCCUACUUUUCCCUGCUGCGCUUCCUGCUGCUUCUGAAUGUGCUGGCAUCGGUGCUGGCUGCCUGCAUGGUGCUGCUGCCCACCUGGCUGGAAGGGGCUCCCCCGGGCCCCCCGGGCCCCAGUGCCUCUUCACCCUGCGGCUCCUACAGCCCCCACAGCCCGGGCCUGGCUACCUUCCCCUCCCAGCUCUUCAACUUGCUCUCGGGACAGGGCUACCUGGAGUGGUCUCCUCUCUUCUAUGGAUUCUACCCAGCCCGCAGGCACCUGGCAGUCACCUACCUGUGCUCAGUCUUUGCCAGUGGCCUCAUCUGCCUCCUGCUCAUCCUGCAGCGCUCCGUGUCAGGACUGAAGCAGACGCUGCUGGCCGAGGUGGGGGCUCUGACCAGCUACAGCCACAGGGUAUUCUCCGCCUGGACCUUUGGCCUCUGCGGGGCCUUGCACGUGCAGCUGCGCCAGCGCAGGAUCCUGUACGAGCUGCAGGUGGAACUGGAGGAAGCCGGGGUCCGGCACAGGGCCGCGGUGCGGACGCUGGGCCAGCAGGCCAGGGUGUGGCUGGUGCGGGCGCUGCUCAACCUGCUGGUGCUGGCACUGCUGUGCGCGGCCUUCUACGGCGUCUACUGGGCCACGGGGGAAGCCGGGCAGCUGCAGGAGGAGGCCCUCGUCCAGCAGAAGCCGCUGCUGCAGCUAGUGGUGAGCUACCUCCCGUCCAUCUUCAUCUCCGCGGUCAACGCCGUGCUGCCGCCGCUGUUCAAGCUAAUAGGCUCGCUGGAGGGCUACACUCGGAGCCACCAGAUCGUCCUUAUCUUAUUCAGGACCGUGUUUCUGCGCCUCGCCUCCCUGCUCGUCCUGCUCUUCUCUCUCUGGUCUCAGAUCACCUGCAGGGGCGACGCCCAGGCCGAGGCGUGCCAAGGCUGUGGCUACAACUACAGAGAGCUGCCGGUGGGUCCGCAGUCCGGCGGUGCUGGGCCGGAGAGCGUGGCGUGCUGGAAACAGCACCCUCGGGUGCGUGGUUCUGAGGUCUUACCGACCCACCCUCUGAUUCCUCAGUGCUGGGAGACUCGGGUGGGCCAGGAGAUGUACAAACUCCUGCUCUUCGAUCUGCUGACCAGCCUGGCCAUUGCGCUCCUGGUCCAGUUUCCCCGCAAGAUACUCUGUGGCCUCUGUCCCGGGGCGCUGGGGCGCUGGGCCGGGGCGCUGGAGUUCGAGGUCGCCGACGAGGUGCUGGGGCUCAUCUACGCGCAGACGGUGGUGUGGGUGGGAAGCUUUUUCUGCCCUUUACUGCCCCUGCUCAACACGGCCAAGUUCCUGCUGCUUUUCUAUCUGAAGAAGCUCACUCUGUUUUCCACCUGCUCCCCGGCUGCCCGCACCUUCCGGGCCUCCAUGGCGAGCUUCUUCUUCCCCCUGGUCCUUCUUCUUGGGCUGGUCCUCUCUGCCGUCCCCGUGCUCUACAGCAUCUUCCUAAUCCAGCCUUCUAAGCUGUGUGGCCCAUUCCGGGGGCAGGAGUCCAUCUGGGCCCAGAUCCCUGAGUCCAUCGAGACACUGCCUCAGACCGCCCAGAACUUCCUCUUCUUCCUGGGCACCCAGGCUUUUGCAGUGCCGCUGCUGUUGAUCUCCAGCAUCCUGAUGGCGUACACUGUGGCUCUGGCCAAUUCCCACGGACGCCUCAUCUCCGAGCUCAAACGCCAGAUAGAGACGGAGGCGCGGAACAAAGUCUUCCUGGCGCGCGCCGUGGCGCUGGGCUCGGAGAGCGGGGUUCGGUGAGCAGCCCGGCUCGGGGUGACGCCCCGCCCUCGGCCUCACAUCUGCACCCGGACCCUGGCAACCUUCGGCUACGUCUCCGAGAAAAUGACGACGCCCUUCCAGCCUGGGAUCCAGAGACUUGCAGGACCUCCGCCCCCAAGUCCCUGUGUGCUGAUACUCAUAUCAAUAAACACAGCCAAAACUGCAGAGCCCCUUUUGGAA